Eublepharis macularius is the source of this 2520-nucleotide messenger RNA. RefSeq names its product V-set and immunoglobulin domain containing 10 like 2 (gene VSIG10L2). The record is from RefSeq and is a predicted model, not a curated record. Gene Ontology annotation, molecular function: protein binding. The coding region runs from base 1 to 2520 and encodes 839 amino acids. The transcript is spliced from 12 exons. NCBI's taxonomy places the organism in Eukaryota, Metazoa, Chordata, Lepidosauria, Squamata, Eublepharidae.
AUGGGUUAUGGAUUGGCAAGGAACCUACAAUUUAGGAUCCUGCUGAAAAUCUUCUACCUCCUCCCAACAGUGGCUUAUGGUCAGCUGCUCCCUUUGGAAGAUGCCAAGUAUGAGGAACAUGUGGUCAAAGGAGUGCGCGAUCGCUCUGUGCAACUCCUGUGUGGCGACGUAGUCCUGCCCAUGAUUGUCUUCUGGAGCUUCACCAAGCUAGGCUCCCUUAUUCCCAGGGCUGUUGCCAUCAGCAAUGGCCUAGAAUCCAAGGUGGAGAAGGCAGCCGCCAUUCUGGGGGACGUGACCUUGAGGAACAGCACCUUGGAGAUACAGAACCUGCAGAUGGCCGCAGAAGGGCGGUUCAUGUGCCAGGCGCUGUACGAAGAAGAAGAGGAGAUAAAAGCAGUUUAUUUCUAUAUUGAGCUCACUGUCUUGGUUCCUGUUUCCAAGCCCUUCCUCCAGAUUAACAAUUCAACACCAGUGGAAGGCAUGCCAGUACUGAUGGUGUGCACUGUGAAAGAGGGGACGCCUCCUGUUGAAUAUUCUUGGCAGCGCCACACUAACCGGGAUGGCCUGGUGAAUGUCACAGAAGCUGUGGGCAGUAUGAUCAAUGUCACGUCAGCUAACCGGACUCAGAUGGGGUGGUAUACCUGCACUGCCCAAAACGAGGUCAAUAGCCAAACCAGCGACAGGAUGUACCUUGAUAUCAUCUAUGGGCCCGAUGAGCCGGUGAUCAGCGUGGAGCCAUUUGCCAUUAACCAACAUGGCUUCUCAGCCAAUGAGCAGGAAGAAGUGAUCAUGACCUGCCUGGCUUCUUCUAAUCCACCUAGCCACUACAUUUGGUUCUACAACAGCUCUCAAGUCUACUCUGGCCAAAAAUAUGUGAUCACCAGGAUCUUACGGACUCAGACAGGCACCUAUACCUGCCUAGCUCAGAACACCCACCUGAACACACGUACCCAGACCACGAUUGUAUUGACGGUCUACUAUCUGCCCCAAGGGAAGCUCAGCUGUAUGCCGUUGCCGGCCACUAAUUUCCGAGACCUCGCCUUGCACUGUUUGUGGCAGGGUGGGUUCCCCCCGGUGCAGCUGCGGUGGGUGAAAUCCAAAGCGGAAGAAAACAGCACAGCAACGGCCUCCAAUGCCACCCAAAUCCUUCGGGGUGUGGAUGUUCGGAAUGGGAGCUCGUACACGUGCCUCGCCUCCCACCCUGCGCUUAGAAAGGAUGCUGUGUGCCGAACGACUGUGUGGGUUCCUCGUGGAAGCCCCACCUGUUCAGCAAUGGCAACGAAGCAGAACGAGUUUCUCAUGAUGACCUGCGACUGGGCAGGAGGACUUCCCCAGAUGACACUCUGGUGGCGAGACUGGCGUGACCAUGUGCUGGGGGUGCUGAAACAAUCCCACAAUAUCCUUGUCCUGAAAUCCAACCGCACCCUUGGGGGCAAAAGAUUCACCUGCGUGGCAGCUCACCCACUCCGGGCAAAAGCUGCCGAGUGCCACGUCCGGUUGGAACCACCCAAACUUGUGGUAGAGAGAGCCAAAAUGUCACUCUUCGAAGGCAACGAGGUCCAACUUUCAUGCCUCCUGCAAGGGGCUUAUCUUGGCUCAGAGGUCUUCUGGUACAACAACAAGAACCAGGUCAUUAGAGCAGAUGCUCAGAAAUACAAACUGCAGCAAGAGAAUGCUUGGUUCAACUUGACCCUCCAGGACACGGAGUGGAUGAGGGACAGCGGAACCUACCGCUGUGCUGCCCUGAAUGCUGUGGGCAAUGCCUCCGCUACCAUCAACGUCCAGGUGAAAAAAUACCCCACUCCUCCUAACGUGACAAUCAGUAAGCUGAUGUAUAAUCGCCACCGCACAGAAGUAGAGGUUGAGUGGCAGACCCAGGGCCCGGGUAACCUGACAGGCUUUGUGGUUCAGCGGACGGAAGCUAAGAAGGCCUCCAAGAGGCAGGCAGUCAGCAUCUGGGAAACGGCAGCCAGUGAUAUCGACCCUGACGUCCGUGUCCAGAAACUGGGUGGGCUCGAUCCUUUAGUGGUGUAUGCCUUCCGGAUCCUAGCUGUCAACCACCGCACCAGGGGCCACCCCUCUGAAGUAAAGACACCAGCUGACCCGCCAUUCAAUGCCUACCCUGCCGUGAUCGGUGCAGCGGUGACAGGAAUGAUUGUGGCAACCGUGGCAUCUCUUCUGGGGUUUCAGUAUAUCAUUCGGAACCGGGAGAACAAUCCAAGGUUACACGACCUGCUCUUCAGAAGGGAUGGUGCAGAAGGUCAGGAGCAUAUUAGCACUCCCGAAGACGCUGAGCCUGAGGCAACAACAGCAGUGGAUGGCGAGGCUACUGAGCAGCUUGGAGAAACCUCUGCUCCAGCUGAGGAAACCUCAGCAGAGGGCAGCCCACAGGAAACUACGGUGGUCCAGGAGGAUUCAGCAACAGCCCAGGAGGAUGCCUCUGGCUCAGAACCUGGUCCAGCUCCCACUGAAGAGGAUGCUCCAGUUAAUGUUACAAUCACAGUGACAGCAACUCCGUGA